Cylindrotheca closterium is the source of this 1920-nucleotide messenger RNA. The record is from the annotation of a GenBank genome assembly. Lineage: Eukaryota; Bacillariophyta; Bacillariophyceae; Bacillariales; Bacillariaceae.
AUGUUCUCCAAAGUUAUUUCUCGCAGUCUUCAACGCCGGGUGCCUUUUGUAGCAACAAAGACCUCGGCUCGGUCCAUGUCCUUGGCAUCCGUCACAGAAUCACUCAAGGGGGACUACACCAUUGUCGAUCAUGAAUACGAUGCUCUGGUGGUUGGUGCCGGAGGAAGUGGUUUGAGAGCGGCCAUGGGAUUGUCCGAAGCUGGUUUCAAGACCGCCUGUGUCACCAAGCUGUUCCCUACUCGUUCUCACACUGUUGCUGCUCAAGGAGGUAUCAAUGCUGCAUUGGGAAACAUGUCCAAGGAUGAUUGGAGAUGGCACAUGUACGAUACCGUCAAGGGAUCCGAUUGGUUGGGUGAUCAAGAUGCCAUUCAUUACAUGUGUAGAGAGGCUCCCCAGGCCGUCCUCGAACUAGAGUCCUUUGGAAUGCCCUUUUCCAGAACCGAAGAAGGCAAGAUUUACCAACGUGCCUUUGGUGGACAGUCCCUUGAAUUUGGAAAGGGAGGACAGGCCCAUCGAUGUGCCGCGGCGGCCGAUCGUACCGGACACGCCAUGUUGCACACCUUGUAUGGACGGUCUCUUGCCUUUGAUACUACCUACUUUAUUGAAUAUUUCGCUCUCGAUCUACUCAUGUCCGAUGAUGGCAAGGAAUGCGUGGGAGCCAUUUGCCUCAACAUGGAAGAUGGAACCCUACACCGCAUUCGGGCCAAGAAUACUGUCUUGGCCACUGGUGGAUAUGGACGUACCUACUUUUCUUGUACUUCGGCACACACCUGUACUGGUGAUGGUAAUGCCAUGGCACUUCGCAAGGGAUUUGCCAAUCAAGACAAUGAAUUUGUACAAUUCCAUCCCACUGGAAUCUAUGGUGCCGGAUGUCUCAUUACUGAAGGAUGCCGUGGGGAAGGUGGUAUCUUGCGAAACAGUGAAGGAGAACGAUUCAUGGAACGUUAUGCUCCAUCCGCCAAGGAUUUGGCUUCGAGAGAUGUCGUCUCCAGAGCCAUGACCAUGGAGAUUCGCGACGGACGUGGAGUCGGACCCAAGAAGGAUCACAUCUACUUGCACUUGGAUCACUUGCCUGCUGAUCUUUUGGCCGAACGUCUUCCUGGAAUUUCAGAGACGGCUGCCAUUUUUGCCGGUGUCGAUGUCACAAAGGAACCCAUUCCAGUAUUGCCAACUGUUCAUUACAACAUGGGAGGUGUUCCAACCAACCAUUAUGGACAAGUCCUCAACACAACUGUUGACCCAAAAACUGGUGAACACAUCAAGGACGAAGUCGUUCCUGGCUUGUAUGCCGCUGGUGAAGUCGCAUCGGCUUCGGUCCAUGGGGCCAAUCGUCUAGGCGCCAACUCGUUGCUGGACAUUGUCGUCUUUGGAAGAGCCUGUGCUCUCAAGAUUGCCGAAGAUCAUACUCCAGGAGAAGCCAUUGCUCCCAUGCCAGAAGAUGAAGGUAUGGAAUCCUUGAGUGAUUUGGAUGCUCUCAGAUAUUCUUCUGGCAGCACAUCUACUGCAGAAAUUCGUAGUGAAAUGCAAGUGGCCAUGCAAGAACAUGCGGCUGUCUACCGUGAAGACGAAACCUUGAAGACAGGAAAGGUUUUGAUCGAUUCCAUUGUUGACAAGUUCAAUUCCGAUGUGAAAGUCGCAGAUCAAUCCAUGGUCUGGAAUACUGAUUUGGUCGAGACUUUGGAACUCAAGAACUUGUUGGCUUGUGCUUCCACCACCAUCACUGGUGCGGAAAACCGCAAGGAAUCCCGAGGUGCUCAUGCUCGUGAAGAUUGCCCCGAUCGCGACGAUGAAAAUUGGAUGAAGCACACGUUGGCAUACUUUGAUGGAAAGCGCACCACUUUGAAUUAUCGACCAAUUCAUUACUACACUCUGGAUGAAGAUGAGUGCAAGACCGUUCCACCAAUGGCUCGUGUGUACUAA